Messenger RNA from Oncorhynchus mykiss (rainbow trout), 5739 nucleotides. It is a transcript of the gene pwwp2a, whose product is annotated as PWWP domain containing 2A. The record is from RefSeq and is a predicted model, not a curated record. NCBI's taxonomy places the organism in Eukaryota, Metazoa, Chordata, Actinopteri, Salmoniformes, Salmonidae. Gene Ontology annotation, cellular component: nucleus; chromocenter. Gene Ontology annotation, molecular function: chromatin binding.
AGUGCUAUCACAGGGAGAGGACGGGACCUGGCCGUAGAAGCAAAGCGGAAAGAAAAUGGCGGCCGUGGCUGCGGAGCCAGGAGCUGUUGCGGUAUCAACAACAACAGCGGGGGACUGUGGUGAGCUCGAACCGGUGCCAGCUGUGCCGGGGGGCAAACUCGACUCUGAUGCAACGCAGCAGUACGCGCCAGUAAUAGACCUUGUUCACCAACUCAAGGAUGGGGAUGCAGUUCAGGAAUGCAGCCAGGUCCAAAUGGAGCUACUGAGCAGGCCAGACCAAGAAGCCGCGGGAAAAGUCCUCGCUGCUUGUGCAUUGGAUGAACACAUCGAUACAGGAUGUCUCAUGGUCGGCUUAGAAAAUACCGAUAACCAUUCUCGCGGGGGCUAUGGUUCGAAAUACACAAUGUCGAGGGCAGAACGCUUGAAACAAUUUUUUUCGCCUAAUGUUGAUCCUGCAAACGAGCUCAGUAAGCACGAGCCCUACGCCUGCCAUCAGAAUAGCUCCAUCUCCGAUUCACAGCCAUCGGUGGUCUUUUUGCAUUCGUUCCCUGCGCAUCCUGUGACUACGGAGGCUGGGCUGUCGUUGGCAGAGCCAGCAGAGCCCAUAAUCAAUUACUAUCAAAACACAGAAUUAACCCAACCUACUAUUAUCGAGUGUGACUAUAGAGCUUUAAUUAAACCGUCCCAUGAGGCUGAACUGGAGCCCGAAUCAGCAGAUGAUGCUCUUUCUGGUACCGAGUACAAGGCCGAGUCUUUGGGAGAUGCCUCUCUUGAACAUCCCCAGUCCAUAGAACACAUCGACUCUCUGCCAGUUCUAGAGACGGAGACACUCAUUGGAACACCCAUGGAGACUGGAUACAUUUAUGACUUUUCGAGCAUCACAAACCAGAACUCUCCGAGUCCCGAGCUUCCUGUAAUGGUAGUGGGUCAGGUUGACUCCUCGGCAGAACUUGGGGACUCGUGCUCACGACAGCGGAGUUUGGAAACGAACUUCCACGAGAGCGAGACCGUAUUGAAUCCCCCUCACCCCAUGCCCGUUGCUGAUACUGAGGAGGUACAGUCCGAGUCAAUGGACAAUCUGAUACCUGGUUCUGAAGUUCGAGUAUCUCUGGAUCACAUCAUCGACGACGCACUGGUGGUGUCCUUUCGGUUAGGCGAGAAGAUCUUCUCUGGGGUUCUGAUGGACCUCUCUAAAAGGUUUGGACCCUAUGGAAUUCCAAUCACUGUGUUCCCAAAGAGAGAAUACAAGGAUAAACCUGAAUCUAUGCAGCUAAAGACAGAACCAUUCCAGCCAGAGAAGGUGGAAAUGCCAGUCCAGGAAAACCCUGACAGCCAAGUUGUCGCAAUCCCCGAACCAAACCCUGACCCCCAGCCUAAGCCUAACCCAUGGACUACAAAACCUCCGCCACUGUUUCAGGAGGGAGCCCCUUACCCUCCGCCAUUGUUCAUCAGGGACACCUACAACCAGUCGUUACCUCAGCCGCCCCCCCGCAAGAUCAAGCGGCCCAAGCGCAGGCUGUAUCGCGAGGAGCCCACCUCUAUUAUGAACGCCAUCAAGUUGCGGCCUCGCCAGGUGCUCUGUGACAAGUGCAAGGGGACUGUCAUGACUGUGGACAAGAGGGAGCCACGUAGAGGCCCUGUGUCAGACUCUAGGGGCGAGGACGCCAAGCGGAGACGCAACGACAGUGCAGCUACUGUCAGCAAGCGGCCACGUAAUGACUCUCGCUCUGAGGAGAAGCGCCAUGCUGCUGAGGCGUCCAAACGGCAGGCCUCAGGGAUUCGAGUCUCCUCUUCCUCUUCUCUGGGCCAGGUGAAGGCCGGAGCUGGAGGGAACAGGGUUCUGAGGACAACAGCCACCACAACAACAUCACCGGUCAACAGCAGCUCCAGAGUCCAGCUCAAUGCCAAGAAAGUGCUACAGAGCAAAAAUGUUGAUCACUCCAAGGCAAGGGAGGUGCUGAAACUGGCCAAGGCGCAGAAGAGGCAGAGAGAGACUACAGUGGUCACUGGCAGCAGUGGCAACGCCAAGACGAUGACGAGGGCCGCUGCCCUGCAGGAGGCCCACGCCCACCAGAAGGUCCACUUCACCCGGCGGCUGCAGCAGAUCAGCGGGGUGGGACCAAGCAACGCCACCCCUCUGCCACCCAGGAUGCGCAUCAAGCCCCAAAGGUACCGUAAUGAAGAGAAUGACUCUUCUACAUGUAAGCCGCCUUGCCUCGAGAAAGUGCCGGGAAGUGGCCGUUUGUCCCCUCCAAAGCCAGGCGCGCCCCGCUGCACCUCCACGCGCUCCUCCUCCUCCUCCUGCUCCACAGGCGAGGCCACUGCUGCUGAAAACCAGGGUCUAGAUAAAGGGCCAGAACCUGAGCUCAGUCCUCAGACCCAAUCCCAGACCCAAGUGGAACCCCUCACAGCCACGGAGCACAGCAACCCCAAGGUGGAGCCAGAGGAGCAGGGGGGGCGGGAGGAGAGGCGGGAGACGCGCGGCAGCAAGGCUGGCAACCUUGUGGUGUACAUGACCCUUAACCCCAGCCAGCCUGACUCCUCUAAUACCUCCAUGUGCAGCGUUGAUAGUGCAGAUGACUUAAAGUCUUCAAACUCAGAGUGUAGCUCCACCGAGACCUUUGACUUUCCCCCUCCCGGUGAUUUGCACUCGCCCCCCGCCCCCGGCACAUCCUCAGCAGUCACUGACCCCUCGCCAGCACCUACGGAAGAGAAAACCCCUCGUAAAUCUCAGAAAGUGUUUUCCAAAAAUGUGUCUAAGUGUGUCUCUCUGGACGGCAGGAGCAUUUGCGUAGGGGACAUCGUUUGGGCCAAAAUAUAUGGUUUUCCUUGGUGGCCAGCCCGCGUCUUAGGCAUCCAGAUCAGCCGCAAAGAUAAUGGGCUCUUAGUCAGGCAGGAGGCCCGUGUCGCCUGGUUCGGUUCACCCACCACCUCCUUCCUGGCACUUGCACAGGUCGCCCCCUUUCUAGAAAGCUUCCAGUCACGCUUCGACAAGAAGAGAAAGGGCUUGUACCGUAAAGCCAUCACAGAGGCAGCCAAGGCUGCCAAGCAGCUCACUCCUGAGGUUCGCGCCUUGCUUACGCAAUUCGAGACGUGAGGUGGUGUGCUUUGGGGAAAAGGAAAGUGCUACAACGCUGAAGGGCUGCUGAUGGAUCCUUUACACUGCCAGACGGAAGGACAUGUCCAGAAUUGGAGACGUCAUCGAUAUAAUUAUUUUUAUUUAAGUAUCGGAAGAAGGAACAUUUCUAUAUUUAUAAUGAAUUGCAGACCUACUCCACCUCUGGGCCUGUCCAUCAUGCUGAAUACCAUUUGAUUUCUUUGAGCAGGUGUCCAUGUCCACAAGCAUGUGACCUUAGUUUGAGUGAGGACAUCUGCAGAGUAGACGAGCACUCUGACCAUUAUAGAUAUCUAUUACAUUUGUAUUACAUACAUGUUGACAGGACACAGGAUUUUGCAGGGUUUUUAGUAUGUUGAUCAGUGAUCUUUGAAAUGCAAAGACAAAAAAAUGAAUAAAAACAAUACUAUGUAAAACAUUUAUAUUAAUGCAAUAAAGAUUGCAUGUGCUAUGCUAUUACAGUGCAUUUGCAGAAGGCUGUGCUUUGUUGUGUUGAAGCAGUCUUGAAAAAGAAUACUGGUGUCUCAAGCCCCGUUUAUACCUGGUGCUAACAUGCCUAACAUGCGUGUCCUGAUCCUGUCCACAGUCUGAUUGUGCCCACAUUUGAAGUGAAGUGAUUGUGAUCAGAUCUUCCUGACCACCUCAGGAGGUAGUCAGGGACACGUAUCUGGAUUAUCAAACAUUUUAAAUCGUCCCUCUUGACUCAAGGCAAUAUUUGUUUAAUUUCUCCCCAAAUUCGUGGUAUCCAAUUGGUAGUUACAGUCUUGUCCCAUUGCUGCAACUCCCGUAUGGAUUUGGAAGAGGCAAACCAGGAUCUCUAAUGGCACAGCUAGCACUGCGAUGCAGUGCCUUAGUCCACAGCGCCACUCGGGAGACCCAGCAAUAUUUGUGUUAACAUAAAAUAAAAAUUAGCAUUAAUACGCUGAAUUAUACCUUUUUUGAGAAAGGUGAUUGGGAGGAUUAGAACCUGUGACCUUCUGGUCCCUUGCCACAUCCAUUGCACCAGCAGGGGGAUGGUACUAGCCCAGUCUUGUCACAUAUUUAAAGCUGUUCAGCCAGAAAGUUAGUAGAUUAGAAAUGUAAUAAGUUGAAAAUGUUGGUUACAUUUUUAAAAAGAAGUCGCAACUCAGAUUCGAACUAGCAACCUUGCGGGUCGCAACCAAUGAUAUAUAUAUAUAUACACACACACGUACGUGUAUUUUUCUUAAUGUCUACAUUUGUUUAAUUCUAUUAGACACCUUAAUGCAUACUUUCAAAUUAUAUGUGAGCUGAACAUACAAAUAACAAAAAUUAGAAACAUUUAAAGUACUUAUAUCCACACUACAACAACAACAUACUUAAAUCAAUGUAAUUUUGUCCUUGAAAACAACAAAGUAAUUGAAAUACUGUAGAAUUACAUUCAUUACUAUUGAGGAUUGCUUCUUCUGAGUUCCAAUAUGGCCGACCAGUGGGUUCUAAGCCUCUCAUCCACCAAUACAUAGCAUCAGCAAUCUAACGUUCAUAUACAUCAUUUGUUGCAACCCGCAUUUAACGCCCUCCAUCCUACCUCCAAAGGCCUUUUUUUCUGUUGCUCUCACCUGUAACUCCAACCACUGAUAUUCUAAGUUUUGCCCAAUGAACAUUAGGCCUAGAUUAAAACAGAUCAAGCGAUAGCUGACACCUGCAUAACUGAUGGCGGUGUCGAAGGUGUAACUGCGUUGGAGCUGUCAAAUCGGUGAAAGAUCAGCUAUGUGGAUGUAGGAGGAUCACCAUCAGUUAUUUUGAUCGUCGACACCGGUCUAAAAAUGUGGGCCCAAUCAGAAUGUGGACGAUAUCAGCACCAGGUAUACACGGGGAUUCAGUCUGCCCCGACCUUAUACCAACUCCUGUUGUCCCACAGUAAGCUACCCACUGAGCUACAAGCAGCCUUAAAGAACAGGAGUUAGCUGAACAACUCCAAAUGUCUAGACUGUUCCUGGGGAGAUGCAGUACUUGGUGUGUAAUCUACAAUUGACUGGCAGAUACAGAAAAUCAAAGAUAUCACGCUCCCCCAGUCAGGGUCCUCCUGUAGGGCUCUAUUCAAUCGGCUUCACUGAAGCGUAAGAAAUGUAAAGGUAAAUAUCCUUAUGAGCCGACAUUAUGCAGCGUUUAACGCGAAUGCAGUCUCCACUAACGCGGGAACAUUGCCUUUAAAUUUCAAUCACGCUAACGCUGAAGCCCCCUUCAUCCAGCACAGAUUUUUUUGAUGACAUGACAUUUUAUGUGCAAAUUUAAGCGUACAUGUCAUUUUCCUUGCCAGAUGUCCCUAUUCAGUCACUCUCUAGGGUUAAAACCACAAUAUUCCUCCCUGACUUUCCUCCUCACUUCAAGACAAGCAGAGCCAGUUGACUGGACCGAUUUUGAGGUCAUAGGCUGGAUUGGGGAUUCCCAAAGGGAAACAAACACAUGGUCAAGUCAGUCAGCAGCUGAAGAGAGCCACAGUGACUGAAUCAGCUGUGGCUCAUCUCUCGCCAUCUCGUGUACAUGUAUGCGUUUUGAUACAAUCUAUUAAUGUCUUGACUUAACAGACUGGUGGAUGUUGGAAAUCCUGUUUUGUAAUUACUGUAUAUCUCCUAAAAUCAGUAAAUCUGCUUUUUGCCUUUGUA